This is a messenger RNA of Cercospora beticola, 1179 nucleotides long. RefSeq lists its product as uncharacterized. Gene Ontology annotation, molecular function: oxidoreductase activity, acting on the CH-OH group of donors, NAD or NADP as acceptor. Lineage: Eukaryota; Fungi; Ascomycota; Dothideomycetes; Mycosphaerellales; Mycosphaerellaceae. The record is from RefSeq and is a predicted model, not a curated record.
AUGCACGAUGUCAAGAUCAAGAGUGAUCAGACGAAGAGAAGUUUGGAGAAGGCGAAGCAGAAGAAGGCGGGCGAGAGGGAGAUUGAGCGAUUGAAGGAUCAAUAUGCGAACAGUUUGAGGAGUUUGGAUAGUGAGGAGAGGAAGCAUGCUGGGUACGCCGUUGCAAACAUGGCACCCACGAAGGAUACGAUCCUGAUCACCGGCGGAACGGGCUUCGUGGCCUCAUACUGCAUCCUCCGAGCCAUUCAAACGGGAUACACGGUGCACGCGACACUACGAUCGCGAGACCGAAUCGAUCAGAUACGCCAAUCGUUACAGAAUGGAGGUGCUACUUGGCCUCAGGUCAAGAACGUCAAGUUCUUCGAGGCGGAUCUUGCGAAGGACGAAGGGUGGGAGACCGCGUGUCAGGGCUGUGGUUACGUGCUGCAUGUAGCCACUCCGGUGCCCAAGGCCGACCCGAAAGACGAGAACGAUCUGAUAAUUCCGGCUCGUGAGGGAACGCUUCGAGUCCUGCGGGCUGCGAAAAAGGUGGCCACGACGUCAAGUCUGCUGGACAGACGUGGAAUGAGGAGGACUGGACAGAUCUGGAGAACCGCAGGAUAUCGGUCACCUCAUACGCGAAAAGCAAAACGCUUGCGGAGCGUGCUGCCUGGGACUUCAUCGGAGAAAGAGGGCAAUGGCAUGCAGCUGGCAGCAGUCCACCCACAACUCGUCCUGGGACCAAUUCUCGGCUCGGAUGUUCCCAGCAGCGUCGAGCUGCCUAUGCUCUUGCUGAAUGGCAAGUUUCCGGGCAUUCCGCACCUGCCUAUUGGCGUUGCCGAUGUUCGCGACGUUGCAGACUUACAUUUGCGAGCCAUGACCCACCCAGAUGCUGCGGGACAGCGCUUCAUAGCGACCUCGGACGACAAAGUCGUUUGGGUUCAGGACAUGGUGGACAUACUGAAACAAAGUCUCCCAGAGGCAGAUACCAAAAAGCUGCCGACCAGGGCUUUGCCUAAUUUGCUACUCAAAGUUGUCGGAUUCUUCGACGCUACGACGAGAUUAAUUGUGCCCUACCUCGGCAAUCCCAUGCCUCUCUCCAACGCGAAAGCCAAGAAUGUGCUGGGCUGGCAGCCGAGGACGGCGAAAGACGCAUUAUUGGCAUCCGCGGGGAGUCUGAAGAAAUACGGAAAAGUAUAG